This is a messenger RNA of Clarias gariepinus (North African catfish), 708 nucleotides long. Its product is annotated as H-2 class II histocompatibility antigen, A-U alpha chain-like. Gene Ontology annotation, biological process: peptide antigen assembly with MHC class II protein complex; immune response; immunoglobulin production involved in immunoglobulin-mediated immune response. The record is from RefSeq and is a predicted model, not a curated record. The transcript has 4 exons. NCBI's taxonomy places the organism in Eukaryota, Metazoa, Chordata, Actinopteri, Siluriformes, Clariidae. Gene Ontology annotation, molecular function: MHC class II protein complex binding. The coding region runs from base 1 to 708 and encodes 235 amino acids. Gene Ontology annotation, cellular component: MHC class II protein complex; membrane.
AUGAAGAUACUUUUGAUGUUUUUUAUACUGACAUACAUUAAGGACACCAGCAGUCAGAUCAAGCAUGUAGAUAUUUUGUUAAAUGGAUGCACUGAGACAGAUAAAGAGUUUGUAAUAGAAUUUGAUGGAGAAGAACUUGCUCAUUCAGAUUUUAAAAAACAAGUUCUUGUGGAGAGCUUACCUGAUUUUGCAGGCCAUAUUGGGUGGCCCGAGUUUUAUGAGUUCAGUCUCUCAGGGCAAAAAACCUGCAAAAACAACCUCAAUGUAGCAGUGAUUGCCUAUAAAAGUCCUCCAGAAGCCCUAGAUGUCCCCCAAAACUGUAUCUAUUCCAGUGAUAAUGUGCAAGUUGGUUCAGAGAACACACUCAUCUGUCAUUCAGCACGUUUCUUCCCUCCUCCUGUCCGCUUUACUUGGACCAGAAACGGUGUAAAUGUGACUGAUGACUCCUCACUCAGUCAGUUCUAUCCAAAUGAAGAUAACACCUACAACCAGUUCUCCCACCUGCCCUUCACUCCACAGGAAGGGGACAUUUACACCUGCACAGUGGAGCACAAGGCCUUGGAGACACCCGACACCAAGACAUGGGAGGUGGAAGUUGAACUUCCCAGUGUGGGUCCGGCUGUGUUCUGUGGAGUGGGUCUGGCUGUAGGACUGCUUGGAGUCGCUACUGGAUCUUUUUUCCUUGUCAAAGGAAACCAGUGUAACUGA